This is a messenger RNA of Acipenser ruthenus (sterlet), 5138 nucleotides long. Its product is annotated as adhesion G-protein coupled receptor F1-like. Gene Ontology annotation, biological process: G protein-coupled receptor signaling pathway; cell surface receptor signaling pathway. The transcript is spliced from 17 exons. The record is from RefSeq and is a predicted model, not a curated record. Lineage: Eukaryota; Metazoa; Chordata; Actinopteri; Acipenseriformes; Acipenseridae. Gene Ontology annotation, cellular component: membrane. The coding region runs from base 61 to 3063 and encodes 1000 amino acids. Gene Ontology annotation, molecular function: G protein-coupled receptor activity.
AGCUGCGCACUGUUUGUCCUCACCUUCCAGGUCACCGUUACAGAUGAAGCAAACUUAAAAAUGAUGCCAUAUUAUGCAGAGCUAGUAUUUGAUGGAAAAAUAACUUCUUUCAACAUAUCUGCAAAUCUCCCUAUUACCCUGACUGGUUAUGCAAACAAUGUCACCAUAACCAACAUCAGCAUCACUACAGAUUGCAGUGUCACUGGCCAAGUAGCAGAAUGUAGAUGCCAACAAAACUAUACUUGGAGUGGCCCUGUAUGCACAUUGUACCCACAAUGCUGUUUGAACAAAACAUUCUGCAGCAUUAGUGUAUCAGAUGACACACCCAUGUGUCAACCUAAGAAAAGGGUAACUGUGAGGGGAACGUUCAUUCUACCUGACACGUUCACAGAAGAUCUUAAUGACAUUAACAGUGCUGCCUACACAGCCCUUAAGCAAAAGGUUGGAGACCAGUUGAAAAUACAUUUCAGUGAUUUGAAUGAAUUUGACUGUGUGAAAAUCAUUAGCUUCAGAAUCAAUUCAAGCACAGGAAACAUUAUUGUUGAAUUUGUAAUGCUCACGAAUGCACCUUUCACCAAUAAGAUGCUUCUACACAGAAUGGAGAAUGCUUCUAGUUCAUUGAAUGGCAGUAUGAUGACAGUAAACAUAACAGGAAUUGUUCAAAUGACCAUCAAGGAAAGAAAUGGAAAGACUGUUAAAUCUGGAGAUCAGGUUGUAAUAACUUGUACUCUGGAGGAUAAUACAGUGAAACCAAAAUGGUUCUUGAGUCAAAAAGGAGAAUCACUGGAAAUUCUACCAGGAAACGGAGUGGAAUUUGGUUCUUUAGAACCAGUUUACAACAUUACCAUUUUGAAAGCCAGUGAAAACUGGGGAGGUAUCUACACCUGUGAGUUUUCACAAGGUUCAAUAACACACAAAGGAGUCAAAACCCUUAGUGUAGCCCUCUUACCAGAUUAUAUUGUGGGUGUUGCAAAUCCACAAUUCCCUGACUGUAGGGAGAAUGGAGUAAUUCAAGUAAAUUCAACCUGCAGUAUCAAAAAGAGCAAUGAGACUUAUACAGUGAAAUGGACUAAUGCAAUUUCAAAUCUGAAUGUCACUGAAGAAGUCUAUACAUCUUCAACAACAGUCAAUUGUACUACUGAUACGCCUGAUAAUAUUACUGUAAUGUGUUCAUUUGAAAACAUUAUGGAGCAGGUGAAAUCACAAGACAUAAACAUUUCAAUUAUAAAAGGUGAUGAUGAUACUUGUCCAAAAGACGGAGACUGGCCAUUAACCAAAAGUGGUAAAGUGGCAGUUCUGCAGUGUGCAGAUACUGAGGUGGGGACACAAACACGGAAAUGUAAAGGAAACACGUGGGAAGAAUCACUGGAAGACUGUAUCGACAAAGAAUUAUAUGAAGUACGUCAAAGAGCAGAGAAACUGGCAGAAGGUCUUGGAAACCCGAAAGAAGUUGUCAGUAAUUUGUUAGCAGACCUUGCAAAGAUUGAAAAUACAAGUACACCAAUCUCAGCUGCAGCCCUUAAUGCAUCGUUGUAUGUUCUGACACUAAUAACUUCUGCUUCAAUGAAGGCAAAUACCACAUUUUCAGGGGAUGUUUGGAUAGAAUAUGUUGGUAGAGCAAACAGUCUCUUGGACCCUUCUUUGACAACAUGGAACAAAUCUGCUAAUAAAGCUUCUGACUUCCUUCAGACUAUUGAAAACUUUGCAAAGCUGGCAUUUGCAAACAAUGGAUCAUUUUCUAAAACAUUUCAAAAUCUUGAGUUGAUAUGCAGUCCUAUACUAGCAAAUAAAACAAUAGAAAUACAAUCCGCACAUGCACCUGUCAAAAUGAACGUUAAAACAAACUCCUUGAAAGCCACAAUUUCUACCUUAACUUUUUUUUCGUUAAGUUCAAUUUUACCACAAAAUACUGUGAAAGACUUUGGUGUUGACAGCAAAAUGCAAUCCAUCACAUUAGUAGAUGCAGAACCACAAAGAGUAGAAAUUAAUUUUCAAUUGGAAAAUGAAACAAUUUCAAAGCAUAAGAUGAUGUGUGUUUACUGGGAUUUCAAAGCAAAUGAUGGAAACGGAGGAUGGUCCGGUGAAGGCUGCAAAUGGGACAGACAAGACUCAAACUCAACCACCUCAUCUUGUGUUUGUGACCACUUGACAUCUUUCUCUGUGCUAAUGUCAAAAUUUCCUAUCAGUUUACCUUGGCUUGACGAAAUUGGUUAUGUUGGCGUGGGUGUGUCCAUUUGUUCCCUCAUGCUCUAUCUCAUAAUUGAAUUUUUAGUAUGGAAUUCAGUAGUUAAGUCAAACAUCUCUCAUUUUCGACACACAGCCCUGGUUAACAUUUCUGUGUCUUUGCUUAUUGCAGACUGCUGCUUUUUGUCUGCUUCUUUCCAAGGUGGCAAAGGCGGUAAACUCUGUUUAGCUCUAGCAAUGGCCAUGCAUGUUUCUUUCUUAGUGAUGUUCUUUUGGAUGCUCUGUCAAAGCAUAAUGCUCCUUCACCAAAUGAUUUUCCUCUUCCAACAACUGAGAAAGAGAAUUUACCUAUCUUUUUCAUUUGUUCUUGGCUACUUAGGCCCAAUAUGCAUUGUGAUUGGAACAUACAUGAAAAAUCCAAAUAAAUACCACAGUAAAGAUUCCUGCUGGCUAAUCUAUGAAGGGGGGAUGAAUGGAUCCAUUUUGGCUUUUGUUCUACCUGUUGGAAUCAUUGUUAUCAUCAAUACUUUUACUUUGGUUGUGGUCAUUUCAAAGCUGUUGAGACCUUCAGUAUCAGAAGGAGAUAAAGCAGAUGUCAGGGAGAAUGUGAAAAGUAUAAUGAAAGCAGUUAUUAUCCUGACUCCAGUAUUUGGAUUAACAUGGGCCCUGGGAUUCCUUACUCUUAUAUUUGACCUACCUGAGACGUUUGGAGCUAUGGCAGUUCACUACUCAUUUUCUAUAUUGAACUCAUUCCAGGGCCUGCUUAUUUUGAUAACUGGGUGCUUUACAGAGAAAAAGGUGCGAGAAGCCCUCUUGAAACGGUACGCUCCACAGUCCAAGAGUGAAACCUCAAAUUCUCUAAAGAAGUCAAGAAAGUAACGGCAACAGAUUGGAAUUUGGAAGAACCUGGAAUGCAAUCUCGGGCCCUCUUUACAAGGAUAUAAUUAAUAAUUGUUUAUUAUUCAAAUAAAGGUUGACAUGAAUUAAGCUGAAAAACUAACUGAAAAAAGUGAACAGCAGCCUAGAAUAGUAAUGUAUGCUGCAGUCAUUGUUGCUAACUUGUUUAGAAACUAACCUUUUUUAAGCAUUAGAAAAGCAUCUGUUCUGGCAUUUGUAAACACAAAAGACUCAUUAGUAAUUACUGCAACCUCAGUUUACAAUUUGUGCACAAACUUACACAUAAAAAUACAUUAAUUCAAACAGCUCUUGUAAAAAAUAUUCCGGGUUGCAUAAAUCCAGCACAUUUGUACAGAAGGUGUUUUGUGUCUCCCUCAAGGAAAUGUAUAGUCUAUAAAACUGGCCUGUAUUUUCCACAAUGGACAACUAGAAAGGGGAGUAGCCCACUCCACAGGUAAUAUAUCAAGUGGGCAAUUUGCCAGCAUUGGGAAACCAAGCCCUCUGUUUUACUGUCUACAAAUGGGAAAGCAAAACUAGCAGAACAAUCUGUAACAUUGGUGAAAAACUGCUUAACAAAAAGGAGAACUUAUUUUCAAUUUUUUGUUUGUUUUUUACAUAGACCCUUAUGAUAAAUGUAGGAUUUUUAAAAAUAAGUUAUUAUUAAGUUUAAAUAUUACCCUAAAAUGUUCCAAACAUUUUAGUUUUUUCAAUAAACAACAAAGGGGUUCUAAUAUAUAUACAAUGGACAAACUUAUUUUUAACCAAAUUUAAAUUGAAAGUAAACUGCUAAUAAUUUGUGUAAUUAGAAAUAUACAUACCUACAAAUUUUCUCAAUAGUAAUGCAUCAGUCAAAGUCAUCCUCCUCCUUGGGGCUAUGAAAUGUGGGGCAUUACCUUGAGAUUUACCAUGCUAUCCUGCCCAAGGGGGGGGGGAUGUGCUUGUUUUGCUUCCCCAGCCCCUCUAUACUGUAACAGUUUUGCAGUAUACAGUACUACUAUUAUGGCUUCCAGUAGACUUUUGCUUUAUUGUUAAAUAAAAUAUUUAAAUGAUAUUCACAUUAUUUUGUAGUUCCUUUGAUCACAUCAUUUUUUUUUGGUAAAUUAUGUCUCAAUCUUAAAAUUCUAGGUGAUGCAAAACUUUUGGCCAUAGCUGUAGAUACUGGGGAUUUGCUUGGGGAAUAAGACAAUAUUCGUGAGAAUUUGAUAACUGUUGUAACAGGCAUUGAUUAUCUCUGGCAUUAUUCCCCCAAGUGGGAGGGUCAGGGAUUGAUUUCAUUUAACUGGUUAAAUAGCUGAAAAUGUCAUUUAAAUUGAUUGUCUAAAUGUCUUUAUUGAAUGGCAUUUGCAAUAAUUCUGAACGUUGUUCUAGGUGGAUUUGCUCCCAUAAUGCCUGGCUUCCUGUGAACGUGGAUAUUCCUUACUGCCUGGCAUUGAACAGACUUACUCAUUCCAUUCGAGUCAUGUGACAAUGGGGCCUCUCCUAACCCACCUGCUCGCUCUCAAUAUAUAUGUAGAGUAGGUGGGACCUGCAGAGUUGAAAGGAUUCAUUGUCACAUGACUCGUAUGAAAGGAGGGAAACUGUUCAGUGCCAGGCAGUUAAGAAACAAUAACUGACUAUUUAAGCAACAAAACUCAGAACCACUUAGAAUGAUUACAUUCAUCAUAAAACCCAACUUAUAACAAUCAAUAAAAAUGAUAUUUUCAUAUGUACUCUUUCUUAAAUGUUUUUUUUGUUGUUGUUUUUGUUUUUUAAGAAGCAUAAUCCUUUUAUGUAACAAUUGAUGAAUCAUUAGUUUUGGAACAUUAUUUUAUUAAAUAUUAUAUUUUUACUUUUAAUAUAAAAACUGUCAAAUAAUUGUAUUCUUCAAUGUAAAGCAAAAUGUGUGAAAUAAUAUCUUAUGAUUUUAGUAAAUAAGUCUAAAACAUUUUAGUUGUAGUAAUAUUAGCAAUAGCUAUUGAGUUGUUGGAAUACUUUGCUCUCACACCUAGAAAUGUAUAUUUAAAAUAAUUAUCUGUUUUAGAAAUAAUUCCUGAAAUAAAGAUAUUUGAUUAUUAAGG